AUGCACGUUAUUUCGGGAGCGCAGGCUGACCCUCAGCAGCAGCAGCAGCAGCAGCAGCUGAAGGCAGACACGCGGGAGCCUACGGCGGGCCCGCUGCAGGAGCCUCAUGCGGCUGCCAGGCCUCAGGCGCAGCAGCUGCAGCAGCAGCUGCUGCAGCAGCUCCUGCUGCAGCUGACUGGGGACCAGCAGCAGCAGCAGACGCCGACAGAUCACCACGGCAUGCUUCAGAAUGCGGGCGCCGCCCAACAACACCUGCAGCAGCAAAUGCAGCAGCAGCUCCAGCAGCAACUGCAGCAGCUGCAGCAGCAGCGCCAGCAAACGCCACUGCAGCAGCCGCAGCAGCUGCAGACUCCACAGCAAAAGCCAAGCUUAUCUGGGGAAACCCUCCUGCAGAUUCACCGGCUGCUUGGGGCCUCCUCGCCGCAGGCUGCUGCUGCUCCCGGCGCUGCGCAGCAGCAAGUUCUGCCGCAGCAGCUACAGCAGCAGCGGCACACGCAGCAGCAGCGACAGCUAGCAGCAGAAGAAGACCCGGCUCUGCAGCUCUUUCUAGAUGCUGCAGCAGCAGGCUGCAGCAACCAGCCCCCAGGUGGGGCCCCCAGGGUGCUGCAGCAUCAAGAGCCCAUGGCGCUGCUGCGGCAACGUUUGCAGCAGCUGGAGCGAAUGAAACAAACGAAUGAGCGGCAGCAGCAGCAGCAGUUGCUGCUUCAGCAACAGCAGCACCAUCAGCAGCAGCAGCAGCUCCACCAGCAGCAACGCCCCCUUCUACAGCGUGAGGGCGAAGCUGUGCAGCACCUUUUGGACUGCAUCCAGGUGCUGCGGCAUCAGCAGCAAAUGUUGCUGCCGCUUCGGACGGCAGAAACGCCUGCUGCUGCUGCUGCUGCUGCGCCUCCCGCAGCAACAAACGGAGAAAAGGCUCCGCACUCUCUGCAGCAGCGUCUCGUCAACUUCUUGUCGCAGCAGCAGCGGCAGCAAGGACGGCUGCUGCAAAUACUGUCGCAGCAGCGCCAACAGGAAGGCGGCGCUGCUGAUGUUCCACAGCAACAACAGCAGCAGCAGCAGCAACAGCAGCAGCAGCAGCAACAGCAGCAGCAGCAACAGCAGCAGCAGGGAGAUUCCUUGCGGCAGCAGAGGGCAAAGCUGCUCAGUCGCAUCGUGAAGUUGCUGCAGCAGCAGCAGCAGCCGUGCACCUUGGUGGACAACGACGACAGCCGCCGCCGUCAGCAGCAGCAGCAGCAGCAGCACCUGCCUGGGGAUGCUGCUGCUGCUGCUGCUGCUGCUGGGCCUCAGCGGGGCCUGUCGGGGCCCCGGCGAGUCGAUGUGGGGGCCGCGGGACAGGACCAAGGGGGUCUUGAGGAGUCGUCUCCCCUAGAAGGGGAGGACACGGUGGCAGCAGCAGCAGCAGCAGCUUCUGCUGCUGCUGCCGCUCUGCAGGCCGAUGAGCAGCAGGACGUGGCUGCUGCUGCACUGACACGCGAUGCGCUGGCGCGCCUGAAGCCGCUGCUGCAGGCCGCGUUUAAGCUGCCGCACUUCCCCGUGAAGUACGCAGCAGCAGCAGCAGCAGCAAGUGGCGGAGAGGAUAAGGGCGGAGACGCAGCAAUGAGCCCCCUGGGCUCUUCUCUUGCUGCUUGUCUCUUGGCUGCGGGAGAGGAGACGGGCAGCAGCAGCAGCAGCAGCGUGGGCCUGGGGGUCAAUGAGUGGCAAAGAGACAAUUCUUUUCUCUUUUGUGAACUUUCUAGACUCAUUCGAUCUGCUGCUGCGCUGCCCUCGGAGCCGCUGCUGGAGUCUCUCCUUAGAGUAGACUCCCAGCAGCAGCAGCAGCAGCAGCAACAGCAACAGCGGCAACCGCAGAGCGUCAAGCAAUGCGGGGAGCCCCGUGCUGCUGCUGCUGAAGCUGCGCAUUCAGCUGCUGCUGCUGCUGCUGACGCGGCGCAGCAAGAACAAGCAGAAGAGGCAGCUGCUGCUGGCAGCAAAAGCGUCGCCAGAACUCCUGGCUGCAGCGCUGAAGUUGCGCAGCAAGGAGCUGCAGAGCCUGCAACUGCAGCAGCAGCUGCUGCAGACGAAACUGCAACAGCAGCAGCAGCAUCUGGUGCUGAGCCUCCCUCAGCAGCCACUACUGCUACCGAAACUGCUGCUGCCGAAACUGCUGCUGCUGAAACUGCUGCCUCAGCUGGCUCUGAUCCUGCUGCAGCAGCAACUGCUGCUGCUGGAGAUGCUGCGGCAGCUGGCGCUGAACUUGCAACAGCUGCUGCUGAAACUGCUGCGGCAGCUGGCGCUGAACCUGCAGCAGCAGCUGCCGCAGGUGAAACUGCUGAAGCUGCUGGCGCAGAAUUUGCCGCAGAGUCCGCCGCAGCAGCUGCAGCAGCAACAGCUGGAACUGCUGCAGCAGCUGGAACUGAGCCCGUCGCAGCAGCAGCAGCUGCUGGUGCCCCAGAGGAUGCUGGCGCUUCGGUUGCAGCUGCAGUGGAUUGCGCUGUGUCUUUUGAAGCAGCUGCUGCUGCUGCUGCAGUUCCUGUCCCGCGAGAUAUGGAGGGCCCUCUAGGCCACAAAGACAAAACUGGCAGCGACAGCAGGGAGGCCAUUGAGGCUGCAGGCCCCUCGACAGAGGACACGUCGCCGAAGCAGCAAGAAGUGCAGCAGCAGCAGCAGCACGAGGUGCAGCAGCAGCAGCAGGAGCACGAAGUGCAGCAGCAGCAGCAGCACGAGGUGCAGCAGCAGCAGCAGCACGAGGUGCAGCAGCAGCAGCACGAGGUGCAGCAGCAGCAGCCGCACGAGGUGCAGCAGCAGCAACAGCAGGACGAGGUGCAGCAGCAGCAGCGGCAGCAAGAUGACCUGCGGCCGCGGCACAAGCAGCCGUUGUGUCCAUCGGCCUUGGACACAGCAGCUGCUGCAGCAAGCGAGGGGUUGGCAGCAGUGGCGGCAGACGCAGCAAGAGGGAAGGAAGCAGCAGCAGCCAAUGGAACAGCAGCAGCAGCAGCAGAGUUUGCAGCAGAACUGAGGAAAGAACUGCUUGAAAAGGAGGCCCUCACGGAGGAGACCACAGGAGGACUUAACAUUCGCCGUCUCCCUAUGGAGUUUUCCCUCAGCCUGUCUGCCGUUUGUACUAAGGCGCUGCAACAAUGCGAGGCUGCGCAGCUGCUGCUGCCGCCGCCCGUGCAGUGCUGUUGGGAUCGGAUCCAUUCCGUGUGCCAGCCACACUGGCAGCAGCAAGUAGAGUGUGAGGCUGCAGCAGCAGCCGCUGCAGCUGCAGCAGGCGCAGCUGCUGCGCCGUCAGCAGCAGAAGCUGCUUCCGGCUCAGCAGCCGGCGCAGCAGCAGCAGCAGCGGCAGCAGCAGCGCCCGGGGACUCGACAGAGAAGAAGCCUUUUUGCAUCAUCUGCCGGCUGCUGCAGCAGCAGGCUUCAGGCGCCCCGAAGCAGCUCUAUUAA
This is a messenger RNA of Eimeria tenella, 3423 nucleotides long. RefSeq lists its product as uncharacterized. The record is from RefSeq and is a predicted model, not a curated record. The transcript is spliced from 3 exons. Bases 1 to 3423 code for a protein of 1140 amino acids. NCBI's taxonomy places the organism in Eukaryota, Apicomplexa, Conoidasida, Eucoccidiorida, Eimeriidae.